GGGCUGCGCUCGCUCCAGAGCAGCGGGCGGCUGGGACCCGCGACCGGCGAUCGCGACGUCUGCCCUGCGCGCUCCUCCGGCGCCCCGCCUCCCGAGCAGCCCCUGCCUCCAACCCCGGGUCCGCCCCUGCAUCCCAGAGACUCGCAGCGACCAGCCGACCCUGGCCGCGGGAGAGUGGGGUCUCCCCCCACCCAACUCCCCGGCCCCGAGAGGACGCGGGCGGCCCCCUCCGAGCUCAGGGGAGCUGCGGCUCCACCGUGGGGCUUCCGGGGCUCAGACCUACGGAUCUUGUGGCCGGCGGCAAGUGAUAUCUGUCCAUUCCCCCUUGGACCUGGGAAAGGCCAAGAGGCUGAUCCCAGACCUGCCCCAGCUACCCACGGCACAGCCCCAUCUCCUCAACUCCAUCACCACGUUUAAGCCUAGAAGGAAACAGGCUUGGCUGCAGAGCUCGACCCCUCCCCCAGUCUUGCAAAAGCCACAGCCCGGCCCUAGGAGCAGGGUGGUGGCCGGGGCAAUGGUGGGAGCCCUGAAGAUGCCCUAUGGCUACUGAGGGGGCUGCCUGCUCAAGAAGUGGAGUGGCGGGCAUGGUAGGCAGCCUGUGGAUCCUGGUCCUGGGACCCUCCGUUCUGGCUCUGGAAGAAGUGUUGCUGGACACCACAGGAGAGACAUCUGAGAUUGGUUGGCUCACCUAUCCACCAGGUGGGUGGGAUGAGGUGAGUGUCCUGGAUGACCAGCGCCGGCUGACUCGCACCUUUGAGGCGUGCCACGUGGCAGGGGCCCCACCGGGCACCGGACAGGACAAUUGGCUGCAGACACACUUUGUGGACCGCCGAGGAGCGCAGAGGGCACAUAUCCGCCUGCACUUCUCUGUACGGGCGUGCUCCAGCCUGGGUGUGAGCGGAGGCACCUGCCGGGAAACCUUCACCCUAUACUACCGCCAGGCAGAAGAGCCCGACAGCCCUGACGGCACCCCAGCCUGGCACCUCAAGCACUGGACCAAGGUGGACACGAUAGCAGCCGAUGAGAGUUUCCCUGCCUCCUCCUCCUCCACUUCCGCAUGGGCAGUGGGAUCCCACAGGGCAGGGCAGCGGGCAGGGCUGCAGCUGAAUGUCAAAGAGCGCAGCUUCGGCCCUCUCACCCAGCGUGGCUUCUAUGUGGCCUUCCAGGACACGGGCGCCUGCCUGGCCCUCGUAGCAGUCAAGCUAUUCUCCUAUACUUGCCCCACUGUGCUUCGGGCUUUUGCCUCCUUUCCUGAAACCCAGGCCAGUGGGGCUGGGGGUGCUUCCUUGGUGGCAGCUGCAGGCACCUGUGUGGCUCAUGCAGAGCCAGAGGAGGAUGGUGUGGGGGGCCAAGCUGGGGGCAGCCCCCCAAGACUGCAUUGCAAUGGAGAAGGCAAAUGGAUGGUGGCCGUCGGGGGCUGCCGCUGCCAACCUGGACAUCAGCCUGCACGUGGAGACAAGGCCUGCCAAGCCUGCCCUGGGGGGUUCUAUAAGGCCUCUGCUGGGAAUACUCCCUGUUCCCCCUGCCCUGCCCGCAGCCAUGCCCCCGUCCCUGCAGCCCCCAUUUGCCCCUGCUUGGAGGGCUUCUACCGGGCCAGUUCUGAUCCCCCAGAGGCUCCCUGCACUGGCCCUCCAUCGGCUCCCAGGGAGCUUUGGUUCGAAGUGCAGGGCUCGGCAACCAUGCUGCACUGGCGCCUGCCCCAGGAGCUGGGGGGCCGAGGUGACCUGCUCUUCAAUGUUGUGUGCAAGGAGUGCGGAGGCCACCAGGAGCCUGGCAGCACGGUCACUUGUCGCCGCUGUAGGGACGAGGUGCACUUUGACCCCCGCCAAAGGGGCCUGACUGAGAGCCGAGUGUUAGUGGGGGGGCUCCGCGCACACGUGCCCUACAUCCUGGAAGUGCAGGCUGUCAAUGGUGUGUCAGAGCUCAGCCCCAACCCUCCACAGGCGGCAGCCAUCAACGUCAGCACCAGCCAUGAAGUCCCCUCUGCAGUGCCAGUGGUACACCAGGUGAGUCGGGCAGCCAACAGCAUCACCGUGUCCUGGCCGCAGCCUGACCAGACCAAUGGAAACAUCCUCGAUUAUCAGCUCCGCUACUACGACCAGGCCGAGGAUGAGUCCCACUCCUUCACCCUGACCAGCGAGACCAACACUGCCACUGUGACACAACUGAGCCCCGGGCACAUCUACGGAUUCCAGGUGCGGGCACGGACUGCCGCUGGCCACGGCCCCUAUGGGGGCAAAGUCUACUUCCAGACACUGCCUCAAGGUGAGCUGUCCUCCCAGCUUCCAGAGAGACUCUCCUUGGUGAUUGGCUCCAUCCUGGGGGCCUUGGCCUUUCUCCUGCUGGCGGCCAUCACUGUGCUAGCUGUUGUCUUCAAACGGAAACGGCGAGGCACCGGUUACACGGAGCAACUACAGCAGUACAGCAGCCCAGGGCUUGGGGUGAAGUGCUACAUUGACCCCUCCACCUAUGAGGACCCUUGCCAGGCCAUACGAGAACUUGCCCGGGAGGUAGAUCCAGCAUACAUCAAGAUCGAAGAGGUCAUUGGGGCAGGCUCUUUUGGAGAGGUGCGCCGGGGCCGAUUGCAGCCCCGGGGCCGGCGGGAGCAGCCUGUGGCCAUCCAGGCCCUGUGGGCUGGGGGUGCUGAGAGCCUGCAGAUGACCUUCCUAGGCCGGGCGGCUGUGCUGGGCCAGUUCCAGCACCCCAACAUCCUGCGGCUAGAGGGCGUGGUUACCAAGAGCCGGCCCCUCAUGGUGUUGACAGAGCUUAUGGAGCUUGGCCCCCUGGACAGCUUCCUCAGGCAGCGAGAGGGCCAGUUCAGCAGCCUGCAGCUGGUGGCCAUGCAGCGGGGAGUGGCGGCCGCCAUGCAAUAUCUGUCCAGUUUUGCCUUUGUACACCGUGCACUCUCGGCCCGCAGCGUGCUGGUGAACAGCCACUUGGUGUGCAAGGUGGCCCGCCUUGGCCGCAGUCCUCAGGGCUCAAAUUGUUUGCUACGCUGGGCAGCCCCUGAAGUAAUAGCGCAUGGAAAGCACACAACAUCCAGUGAUGUCUGGAGCUUUGGGAUCUUGAUGUGGGAAGUGAUGAGCUAUGGAGAACGGCCCUACUGGGACAUGAACGACCAAGAGGUAUUAAGUGCAAUAGAGCAGGAGUUCCGGCUGCCCCCACCUCCAGGAUGCCCUCCUGGACUUCACCUGCUUAUGCUAGACACUUGGCAAAAGGACCGUGCUCGGAGGCCUCAUUUUGACCAGCUGGUAUCUGCGUUUGACAAGAUGAUCCGCAAGCCAGACACCCUGCUGACUGACGGGGGCCCUACGGACAGAUCUUCCCAGGCACUCCUGAAUCCUGUGGCCCUGGACUUUCCUUGUCUGGACUCGCCCCAGGCCUGGCUGUCGGCCAUUGGACUGGAGUGCUACCAGGACAAUUUCUCCAAGUUUGGCCUCUGCACCUUCGGUGAUGUGGCUCAGCUCAGCCUGGAAGACCUGCCCGCCCUGGGUGUCACCCUGGCUGGUCACCAGAAGAAACUGCUGCACAACAUCCAGCUCUUGCAGCAGCACCUGAGGCAGCCAGGCUCAGUGGAGGUCUGAGGCCUGGGCAGGACACUGAGCUGACAAUGCGCAUGACCCAGCUCACCCUGGAUGCGGGUCCAAGAAGGGACAUGGAAGACGUGAGCCGGGCUCCAUCUUGGCCUCUGUGGGAGGUACCCACCUGCCAGUGGAUAUGCCACCCUGACCCUCAGCCCCUCCACCAGUAUCUCCCACAUUAAAGGAGCAAAAGGGAAUUUGCAAGUU
Messenger RNA from Ochotona curzoniae (black-lipped pika), 3788 nucleotides. RefSeq names its product EPH receptor B6 (gene EPHB6). Bases 540 to 3584 code for a protein of 1014 amino acids. NCBI's taxonomy places the organism in Eukaryota, Metazoa, Chordata, Mammalia, Lagomorpha, Ochotonidae. Gene Ontology annotation, biological process: cell surface receptor protein tyrosine kinase signaling pathway; axon guidance; central nervous system projection neuron axonogenesis. Gene Ontology annotation, cellular component: neuron projection; plasma membrane. Gene Ontology annotation, molecular function: protein binding; transmembrane-ephrin receptor activity; ATP binding. The record is from RefSeq and is a predicted model, not a curated record. The transcript is spliced from 18 exons.